Messenger RNA from Hemicordylus capensis (graceful crag lizard), 1440 nucleotides. RefSeq names its product pipecolic acid and sarcosine oxidase (gene PIPOX). The transcript is spliced from 8 exons. The coding region runs from base 4 to 1203 and encodes 399 amino acids. Gene Ontology annotation, molecular function: sarcosine oxidase activity; L-pipecolate oxidase activity; flavin adenine dinucleotide binding. Gene Ontology annotation, cellular component: peroxisome. NCBI's taxonomy places the organism in Eukaryota, Metazoa, Chordata, Lepidosauria, Squamata, Cordylidae. The record is from RefSeq and is a predicted model, not a curated record.
GCCAUGGCUGGGCAAAUCUAUGCCGGCCACAGCCGCUGCUACGAUGCCAUUGUGGUCGGAGCAGGGAUCCAGGGCUUGUUUGCUGCCUACCAGCUGGCCAAGAGAGGGCAGAAGACCCUGCUGCUGGAGCAGUUCCCUCUGCCCCACACCCGCGGAAGCUCCCAAGGACAGAGCCGCAUCAUUCGCAGUGCCUAUCCCCAGGACUAUUACAUACUCAUGAUGGGAGAAGCCUAUCGCCUCUGGGCGGCGCUGGAGGCUGAAGCUGGGGUCAAGCUCUACAGGCCGACCCCAAUGCUGGUUUUGGGGCAUCAGGAAAACCCCAAAUUCCAAAACUACCGGCAAAGCAUAGAACGCCACCACAUCCCAAGUGAAGCUUUCACACCACAAGCCCUGGCCCAGAAGUUUUCGGGAUUCUAUCCUCACGGCGGGGAGAUGGCUGUAUCGGACCUGAGUGCCGGGGUCUUGUAUGCCAACAAAGCUUUGCAAGCUGUCCAGGACCAAUUCCAGCGCCAAGGAGGGACCGUGCAUGAUGGCGAAAAGGUGCUCAACAUCCUUCCCGGGGCCCUGGUCACCGUAAGCACCAGCCAAGGGGAGUACCAAGCUAAGCGCCUAGUGGUCACUGCAGGACCAUGGACCAACCGCCUUCUGGCACCGCUGGGGCUGCAAUUGCCUCUCCAGCCCCUGCGCAUCAGCGUCUGCUACUGGAAGGCGAAAGGCCAAGGCCAUGGCAGCCACCGCUCUCUGGAGCAGUUCCCGUGCUUCCUGAGUGCCGGCCUCAGUGGGCACGCACAUGAUGUCUACGGGUUGCCGUCUGACGAAUACCCCGGGCUGGUCAAGAUCUGCUAUCACCACGGCAGCCCUGUGGACCCCGACCAACCCGACCAGCUGGGUCACGCCUCUGCCGUGCCCGACGUCCGGAUCCUGCAGGAUUUUGUGAGGAAGUAUUUGCCAGGGCUCGAACCGGAGCCCGCCGUGCAGGAGCGCUGCUUAUACACGAACACCCCGGACGAAGACUUUGUGUUGGAUCGGCACCCACGGUUUAGAAACAUCAUCAUUGGGGCAGGAUUCUCAGGCCAUGGGUUCAAGUUUGCACCAGUCAUUGGCAAGAUUCUUUGUGAGCUGAGCCUGGGGGAGGAACCCUUUUACAACCUGGCACCGUUUCAGAUCAGCCGCUUCUCCACCCCAUCCAAAGCCAACCUAUAAACUCCAUUAGCCUUGGAAGGACCACCAAGAGCGAAGCAAGACAUCUUUUAAAAAAUACCAGCUGAACUGCCUCCAUUGCUCACAGUCUCUCGCACCCAGAGCUGUGACUCCGGCCGAGUGUGGUUUUGUUCUCAUGAAACGUCUCUGUUGGAUUGCUGAUUAAAAUAAGAAGAUUGGCAAUCAUCUCAGGGGGGGCGGGGAUUGUUGGGGUGCCAGCCACGCAGCAAGAUGUCCCCC